Molecule: messenger RNA, 1230 nt
Organism: Larimichthys crocea (large yellow croaker)
Lineage: Eukaryota; Metazoa; Chordata; Actinopteri; Sciaenidae
Product: alpha-N-acetylgalactosaminide alpha-2,6-sialyltransferase 1
Biological process (GO): oligosaccharide biosynthetic process
Molecular function (GO): alpha-N-acetylgalactosaminide alpha-2,6-sialyltransferase activity
Source: RefSeq, a predicted model, not a curated record
AUGGAUGAGACUCCCAUGCCGAUCCUCUCCAGAAAAUCCUUCAGCCAGCUUCCAGUGUGGGAUUUUGAGGAUGUUUAUAACCAGGACGCGCCACUCAGACCUACUACGUGUGCAGAGUCUCUGCGAAACUCUGAGGAUGAGAGCUUCAGGAAGGCUUUUCUUCCCAACAUACGCCUGUUUCUUCAUAAAGACAAUAUCAACCUGACCGAGUGGAACCGGCUUUCACAUUUCAACAACCCCUUUGGUUUCAUGGAGUAUAAGUAUGCUGAUGUGAUGGCUUCAGUGAAGUUGAUCCCAAAGCCCAAAGAGCCACUAUUGCUUCCAAAGCCUGGCGGUGAUGGAUGUGUGCACUGUGCUGUGGUGGGCACUGCAGGGAUCCUAAAUGGCUCGAGAAUGGGGAAAGAAAUUGACGCCCAUGAUUAUGUUUUCCGGAUGAACAGUGCAGUCAUCAAAGGAUACGAAGAAGACGUUGGAAACAGAACAUCUGUGUACGUUCACACGGCUCACUCCAUCAAUACGUCAACGUAUUUAUUCAAGAAGUAUGGAUACACAUCUGUCCCUAAUGAUGAGGGUAUAAAAUAUGUGAUGAUUGCUGAGGGGAUGAGGGAUUUCAACUGGCUCGAGGGUCUUCUCAAAGGAGAAAGAGGAGCUGGCCCAUAUCACAACAAAUGGCCAAGGACGUACUAUCGCGGGCAGUACAAUGAGAGUCGAUUCUACGUCCUGCACCAGGAUUUCCUCAGAUACGUGCGGAACAGGUUCUUAAAGUCCGCUAAUCUGAACUCGUCAUACUGGCCGAUAGUCAGGCCGACUAACGGGGCAUUCACUCUCUUCCUGGCUCUGCACACCUGUGACGUUGUACUGAGUGCAUAUGGUUUCAUGACUGAGGACUAACAAAUACUACACUACUAUUUUGAGAAAGGUGUUAAAACCAAGGUUGUUUUCUACAUAAACCACGACUAUUGCUGGAGAGAACAUGUGGAAAAACUUCACAACAGCAAAAUAAUUAGGCUAUACCAAAGACCGGACUCAGGGACAGAAAAGCCAAAAGCCAUACACUGGAGUAGAAGUAGAGAUUACAGCACCUACAAGUACAACUACUGCUGCUCCAGCCACAACAUUGGCCACCACAGCCGCCCCUACCAUGACUACUACUUCCACGGCAGCCCCCACCACGACGACAGUUACCACGGCACCCCCCACCACGACCGCAGCCACCACCACGACCGCUGA